AACUGGUUUGUGUUGAAAGGGGCUGAUCACAUACACACCCCCUCCUGUGGUGCUUUAUAAGAGCUCGUGUCGUUCGGAUCUCACUCAGACAGACUCUCCUGAAGAUCUCCAUCUGACUCUGAACCUGCACUAAUAAUGGCACCAGCCGGAGCGAAGAGGGGUAUUCUGGAGCGUCUGAGCGCGGGUGAGGUGGUGCUCGGUGACGGAGGGUUCGUGUUUGCUCUGGAGAAGAGGGGUUAUGUGAAGGCCGGACCCUGGACACCAGAGGCCGCUGCUGAGCACCCGGAGGCCGUGCGACAGCUGCACAGGGAAUUCCUGCGGGCCGGGUCAAAUGUCAUGCAGACGUUCACUUUCUACGCCAGUGAUGAUAAACUGGAGAACAGAGGCAACAAACUGACCUUCACUGGACAGCAAAUCAAUGAGGCCGCCUGCGACCUGGCCAGAGAAGUAGCCAAUGAGGGUGAUGCUCUGGUGGCGGGCGGAGUCUCGCAGACCCCCUCCUACCUGAGCUGCAAGAGUGAAGACGACGUAAAGAACACCUUCAGGAAACAGCUGGACGUAUUCGUCAAGAAGAACGUGGACUUCCUCAUCGCUGAGUACUUCGAGCACGUGGAGGAGGCCGAAUGGGCCGUUCAGGUUCUGAAGGCAACCGGGAAACCCGUAGCAGCGACAAUGUGUAUAGGACCUGAGGGAGACAUGCAUGGAGUGACACCUGGAGAAUGCGCCGUCAGACUCGUCAAAGCCGGUGCUGAUAUUGUUGGCGUGAACUGUCACUUUGACCCGAUGACCUGUGUGAAGACCGUGGCGAUGAUGAAGGCUGCCGUUGAGAAGGCGGGACUGAAGGCUCAUUAUAUGGUUCAACCGCUGGCGUAUCACACACCCGACUGCAGCUGCCAGGGGUUCAUCGACCUGCCAGAGUUCCCAUUCGCUCUGGAGCCCAGAAUCCUGACCCGCUGGGAGAUGCAGCAGUAUGCCCGCGAGGCGUAUAAGGCUGGUAUCUGCUACAUCGGAGGCUGCUGCGGGUUUGAGCCAUAUCACAUCCGCGCCGUGGCCGAGGAGCUCGCGACCGAGAGAGGAAUCCUGCCCGACGCUUCGCAGAAACACGGAAUGUGGGGCAGCGGUCUGGAGAUGCACACCAAACCUUGGGUCAGAGCCAGAGCCCGUCGCGAUUACUGGGAGAAGCUCAAACCUGCUUCUGGACGCCCGCUGUGCCCGUCUAUGUCCACUCCUGACGGCUGGGGGGUCACCAAGGGUCACGCCGAGCUCAUGCAGCAGAAGGAGUCCACGACUCGAGACCAGCUGCGCCCGCUGUUUCAGAAAGCCGAUGCCAAAAACUGAGCGGGUCAGAGGUCAGGCUGAGAGUCACCCCAGUGUAGAACACGAGACGCACGGGGAACAUCGGCUCUCUUAUUGUGCAUUUACAAACCAGUAAUCAACAUGACGUGUGCUUCAGCAGGACCAGAAAGAAAACAUGCGCCCCCAGUCCUUCAGUUGGUUGUAGAGGUGUAAGAGGACAUUUAAUGUUGGACAGACUGAAAUGUGUGUUAGCUGCUGUUCCUUCAGGACCUGAUCUCUGAUCGUCACAGCUGCAUUCCAGAUGUUCACAACACUCCAGUCUCACAAUUUUACUCAAGUUUGACUUUGCUCAAUAAAAUGUGACCAUGAUCUCAAA
Molecule: messenger RNA, 1672 nt
Organism: Xyrauchen texanus (razorback sucker)
Lineage: Eukaryota; Metazoa; Chordata; Actinopteri; Cypriniformes; Catostomidae
Gene: bhmt
Product: betaine-homocysteine methyltransferase
Exons: 8
Coding region: 136-1338 (400 amino acids)
Molecular function (GO): betaine-homocysteine S-methyltransferase activity; zinc ion binding
Source: RefSeq, a predicted model, not a curated record